CUCGUUUUACGAGGAGGUUUCUUGACCGUUGGAUCCAUCGUGACCUUUGGUUUUUAAUAAGAUUGAAUCUUAGCCAUUUGAUGACUUUUAAUCAAGACCAUUGGAUUUGAUCAACGAUGGAUAUUGGAGAAGGUGUAUCUUUUCGUGACACAGGCACAAGGAUCUGGCCCGCCUAUAAAUAAGGGAGGAGAGGUCCAUUGCAAACUUUCCUUUCUUUGCAACCUCACUCCAUUGCGUUUGCUGCUUCAUUCCUCUGUAAAGUUCAAGUUUUUCCUCAAGUUUCACAGUUCAAAUCUCUUCUUCACCAAGGUAGGAUGGCAGAUCUUGCUAGUGAGCUUGUCAGGAUAGCUGCUGAACAGAAGGGGGAGAAGGCUAGGAAAAAGGCGAGGAGGGCCAAGCCAACCAUUUUGAUGGGCGAUCAGGGUGCUUCGGGGAGCGUCUCCCAAUCUUCCCCGGUAGGCAGUUCAGCUGGGACUCCGGGUGGUCGUUCGAAGAGGCAGCGGGAGGAGCAGAUGACGCCCAUCGUCGACUUGUCAGAGGGGGACGGUGGCUUCGUUCUCCCCGCAUGUUUGAGCGACCAGAAAUACUUCGACAAGAAUCCCCUCCAGGUGCCCGCUUCAGAGAAGAAUUAUAUACUGGGCGUUUCUGCAUCUGCCCGACAGAAGCAGCUCACCGAGGAUGUUGCUGCUGUCAUCCGUCUGGCGGAGACAGCCUUGGUGCUAAAUGAAGGGGGACCAACUCACGAGGCGGAGAGGUUGGCUGCUCGGAAUGUCAAGCUGGAAGGGAAGAUUGUGCAGAUGGAAGGGGAGUUGAUUGAUCUCCGUGGCAAGCAGGAGAACUAUGGGAAUUUGCUGGAGGAUGUUCGGUUGACCCGGGAUGAGCUGAAAGAGACAAAGAAAAAGCUCGAGGAUGUGGAGACCCGGGGUGCCGAGGAGAAGAAACAGAUGGAAGAGGUGAUAGCUGACCUACAGUCCAAGCUGGCCCCUGCUGCCGAUGAGGGUGCUGAGAUUUCCAAGAUGGUAAGUCGGGCUGACCUAGUCAAGGAGAUCAAGAGGCAGCGUGGUUUGAUGUUGGCGAGCAUGGUCCAUGGAUGGAAGAAUGCGAUCGCCCAACUUAGGGUUGUGAAUGCCGAGCGUGACUUGAUCACUGAAGGUAUUCACAAACUCAAACGGGUUGAGAACGGGCAGAUCGUUAUUCCCGAAGAGUAUAGGGAAAUGGAGCUUGAGGAGGAGAAGCUGGAUGAGGAGGUGGUUGAUGAUGAGGACGAGGAGGAUGAGGAAGUCGAAGAGGAGGUUGUCGGGGAGGAGAGGGCACCAGCGGGCAACCCAGAGGGUCAUGAUGAAAGCUCCUGAUCUCCCCGGUUUUUUAUUUGGGCCUGCGCGCCAAUGACUUGUAAUUUGUUUGUCUUUUUUUGUUUCAUGACAAUUUAUUUUUGGGGGCCUGCGUGCCCGGUUUUUGUAACAUCUGAACAAAUGGGUUUUUAUGCCCGGUAUUUAUAACAAUGGUCGUUUUAUUCAUCCUGCUCGUCUAUUUUAUCUCCUCGUGUGUAUGUUUAAGUUAUUGCUCUUUGUUUUUGCUAAGUUAUGCCUGUUCGUAAUGUGCAUGUCUUUAUGCUUGCUCGUUUUUAACUUAACAAAUUUUUGGUUUUGAUAUUCGUAUAUUUGCUCGACAUUGUUGUAUGCCUGCUCGACAAAACCUUUAUUAUAUUUGCAAGUUUUUUGUUGCGAGCGCGUUUCGUUGAGGAGAUCGUCCUCGGAUUUAACUUAGAAAGUUUAGGGAACUAACUAAGUGCCUAGAGUUGUUUUCUGAGGCUAAUACGGAGGCCGACACGUUGUUGUGCCCGUCCCCGCGGCUUGAACUUCCCAUCGCGAGCUGGGCGUUAAGCCUUGGCACGAAAGACGAGGAGCUUGUCUUUAAGGUCAUCCUU
Messenger RNA from Trifolium pratense (red clover), 1927 nucleotides. RefSeq lists its product as uncharacterized. The transcript has 2 exons. Bases 315 to 1352 code for a protein of 345 amino acids. The record is from RefSeq and is a predicted model, not a curated record. NCBI's taxonomy places the organism in Eukaryota, Viridiplantae, Streptophyta, Magnoliopsida, Fabales, Fabaceae.